Molecule: messenger RNA, 2191 nt
Organism: Nelumbo nucifera (sacred lotus)
Lineage: Eukaryota; Viridiplantae; Streptophyta; Magnoliopsida; Proteales; Nelumbonaceae
Product: pre-mRNA-processing factor 19-like
Biological process (GO): DNA repair; protein ubiquitination; mRNA splicing, via spliceosome
Cellular component (GO): U2-type catalytic step 1 spliceosome; Prp19 complex; cytoplasm
Molecular function (GO): protein binding; ubiquitin protein ligase activity
Source: RefSeq, a predicted model, not a curated record
AGUUGAAACUUGAGCAUCGAGCCAUCGACUCUGCAUACUGGAGUCUGGAGUGGAAGAACGGCCGAACAGGCAAGGGAGCCCCUCCGAUUCGCCGGAUAACUCCCGAACAGGUUCUUAGCUGCAACAACAUCAAGAGUAUCCUAAGUGCCAAGGCCUCUUGCAUUCUGUUCAGGGACUCUACUUGUCAGUGCUUCCACAACUUUUACUCCCUUGAGCUACAAGGAAGAGGAGCUUGCAGAAAACCUAGUUUUUGGCUACAAUGUUCUGUUCAAUCUCUGGCGUAGUGCCAGAAGAGCCUGCAAUUUCAAAGAAAUCUGGAUUACUCUUUGAGAAACGACUGAUCGAGCAUCAUGUAGCGGACUAUGGGAAAUGCCCAGUGACUGGGGAGCCACUCACUAUGGAUGAUAUUGUGCCAAUCAAGACAAGUCGGAUAGUAAAGCCAAGGUCCUCACAAGCUGCAAGUAUCCCUGGUUUGUUAGGGAUGUUUCAGAAUGAAUGGGACGGGCUGAUGCUGUCUACUUUUGCUUUAGAACAGCAGCUACAUAUGGCAAGGCAAGAGUUGAGUCAUGCUUUAUACCAGCACGAUGCUGCAUGUCGCGUCAUAGCAAGAUUGAAGAAAGAAAGGGACGAGGCAAGGUCCCUUUUGGCUCAGGCUGAAAGACAGAUUCCUAUGUCUGCAUCAGCUGCUGCUGCAAAUGCUUCAGCUCUUAGCAAUGGGAAAAGAGCUGCUGAGGAUGAGGAUUUGGGCCCAAGUGGAAAGAGAAUUCGUCCAGGCAUUUCGGCUGAUAUCAUUACAGAGCUUACAGAGUGCAACUCUAUGCUAUCACAGCAGCGGAAAAAGCGGCAGAUUCCUCCAACUUUGGCACCAAUUGAUGCUCUGGAGAGGUAUACUCAAAUAUCCAGUCAUCCCCUUCACAAAACUAGCAAACCGGGUAUUCUUUCUGCUGAUAUCCAUCCUUCAAAGGAUAUAAUUGCGACAGGAGGGGCUGAUACAAAUGCCGUCAUAUUUGAUCAUGCAUCUGGGCAAAUCUUGUCUACACUCAGUGGUCAUUCCAAGAAGGUUACCAGUGUUAAGUUUGUACCACGGGAUGAGUUAUUUGUAACCGGUUCAGCCGAUAAGACUGUGCGUGUAUGGCAAGGUUCCGAAAAUGGGAACUAUAAUUGUCGGCACAUCUUGAAGGAUCAUACUGCAGAGGUGCAAGCUGUCACGAUCCAUGCCACUCAUAACUACUUCGUGACUGCAUCUCUUGAUAAUACAUGGUGCUUUUAUGAUCUUUCUUCUGGAUUAUGCCUCACUCAGGUGGGGGAUGCUUCAGGGUCUGAGGGCUACAUGUCAGCUGCUUUUCAUCCUGAUGGUCUUAUUCUUGGAACUGGUACCUCAGAAGCUCUUGUUAGAAUUUGGGAUGUUAAAAGUCAGUCAAAUGUUGCAAAGUUUGAUGGGCAUGUUGGGCCAGUAACUGCCAUAUCUUUCUCUGAAAAUGGUUAUUUCCUGGCGACAGCAGCUCACGAUGGCGUUAAGCUUUGGGAUCUACGCAAGUUGAGGAACUUCCGGACCUUUACUCCAUAUGAUUCAAAUACACCAACUAAUGCUGUUGAAUUCGACCACAGUGGUAGCUACCUUGCAAUUGCAGGCUCAGAUAUCAGAGUUUACCAAGUUGCAAAUGUUAAAUCAGAUUGGAAUAUUGUCAAAACAUUCCCAGAUUUGUCCGGCACAGGGAAAGCAACUUGUGUGAAAUUUGGUUUGGAUGCAAAAUAUAUGGCAGUAGGAUCACUGGACCGUAACCUCCGCAUCUUUGGACUGCCUGAGGAAGGUGCAGAAGAGUCUUAGAACUUCAAUGCCCCAUUUAUGAAAUGAACCUGUCAGCAUCUAUGGAGUGCUGCAUGAACAGCGGAUAACAUUGGUUUAAACCGGUAGAUGCACAACGGAGGAGGGGGUUUUUUCUUGUUUUUUUUUUUUUAAUUUAUCCAAUGUGAAAUGGGAGACAAAAGGGAAGGACUGCCGGAGGUUUUAGUUGUAUCUCCUGAGUUCUACUUGUGAAGUAGGAGCUUGCAUUGGAAAUUAUGAUACCUUUUGUAUCUUGUCAAUUCGAUUUGCAAUACCUUUGAAAUUUUCUUCCAAGGAUGCCUUAAAGAACCUGUGUAAACUGUAAAGUCAUCUUUGAUUAUAUUAUAGCCGCGCUCUAUUGUGUUA